GGCGAUCCCGAUUGAAUUAGUGAAGUGGAAAUUUACAUCGGGAUCAAUUUACCUGCCGGUGCACCUGCAGAGAGCCUUUCAUCAUUUUACUACAGACGACAAUCAAAGGCAAAGAGAAUGGUAUUAACAAGAGCUGUGUCCGAUGUCUUCAUUGUGGCAGCCAAAAGGACUGCCUUUGGAACAUUUGGAGGCAAGUUUGUCAAAACCUCCCCAACAGACCUUAUGAUUCAUGCCUCAAAAGCAGCUCUAGAGGCUGGUAAAGUCAAUCCAGAAGUGGUCAACUCUGUUGUGAUUGGAAAUGUCAUUCAGGCUUCAGCCACAGAUGGAAUCUACAUUUCUCGCCAUGUGGGACUGAAGUGUGGGGUUCCAGAGGCAGUGCCAGCUCUGACCGUCAACAGACUGUGUGGGUCAGGAUUCCAGGCCGUUAUCAAUGGAGCUCAGGAGAUUAUGCUUGGAGAGAGUCAGAUUGUCUUGUGUGGAGGUGUGGACAACAUGAGCAUGGCUCCUUAUGCUGUCAGGGAUAUUCGCUUUGGAACAAGACUUGGAAAGGCACCAGAGAUGGAAGACAUUCUUUGGGACAGCCUCACAGAUUCCUACACUGGAUUUCCCAUGGCCAUCACAGCUGAAAAUCUGGCAGAACAAUACAAAAUCAGUAAGGAAGACUGUGACAAGUAUGCUCUUCAAACACAACAAAGAUGGAAGGCUGCUCAAGAUGCUGGAGUUUUCAAAGCAGAGAUUGCCCCUAUCACAAUGAAAGGCAAAAAAGGACCAGAAAGCUUUGAAGUAGAUGAACAUCCCAAGCCACAGACCACCCUUGAAGGUUUGGCAAAACUGCCAGCCAUCUUCAAGAAAGGAGGAACAGUGUCUGCCGGCAAUGCCUCUGGUGUGUGUGACGGUGCUGCUGCUGUGGUGGUUGCUAGUGGUGCUGCUGUGAAGCAACACAACCUGACCCCACUCGCCCGUCUGGUUGCAUAUGGCAUCUCUGGUUGUGAUCCAAAAGUAAUGGGCAUCGGACCUGCUCCUGCUUCAAGAGCUGCCUUAAAAUCUGUAGGAAAGAGUAUUGAAGACAUGGAUAUUGUUGAGGUUAAUGAAGCAUUUGCUCCACAAUAUCUGGCAGUAAAGAAGGAAUUAGGGUUAAACAAUGACAUCACCAACAUGAAUGGUGGAGCCAUUGCUCUUGGACAUCCAUUGGCUGCCUCUGGGACCAGAAUUACCGGACAUCUUGCUCAUGAAUUACAACGACAGAACAAGAAGUUGGCCCUAGGGUCAGCUUGCAUUGGUGGGGGGCAGGGCAUCACUGUCAUUCUGGAGAAAUGUUGAUGGGAUUAAGUUUUGGGAUGCAUGACUUUUGAAAUCAAGUGCUAUCAAAAUUACAUUUAAAUUGACUGUGAUAUGUAGCAAAUUGACCAUAGCUCAGGAUACAAAAAGAACAAAAUGUGACAUUUACUACAAUUCUUAUGAGGCUGAAUUGUAUAUUAUCCAUUCACUUAUACAAUCAAAUACUUGUAAAUGCAGUGGCACUUUCAUAAACCUGUUCACUCAUCUGCAAUGGUGGGAGGAGAGUUACCACAGCUAUUGAAAAAAAAUAAAAAAUAAAUCCAAUUACAA
Molecule: messenger RNA, 1608 nt
Organism: Magallana angulata
Lineage: Eukaryota; Metazoa; Mollusca; Bivalvia; Ostreida; Ostreidae
Product: 3-ketoacyl-CoA thiolase, mitochondrial-like
Exons: 11
Coding region: 118-1320 (400 amino acids)
Biological process (GO): fatty acid beta-oxidation
Molecular function (GO): acetyl-CoA C-acetyltransferase activity
Source: RefSeq, a predicted model, not a curated record